Molecule: messenger RNA, 1075 nt
Organism: Astrephomene gubernaculifera
Lineage: Eukaryota; Viridiplantae; Chlorophyta; Chlorophyceae; Chlamydomonadales; Astrephomenaceae
Source: the annotation of a GenBank genome assembly
AAACGCGGGUGCCGGUAGCGCCAGGGCUGGUGCUUCAAGGACUGGCGCAAGUCGGGCACGUGGUGUACCUCCCGGUGAUGCGACCCACGGGUCAGUCGUUUGGCGGCGACCCGGGCCUGCGUGCCACUGUGGCGCUGAGCCAGCAGGGCUUGUCAGGCCCGGUUUACAAUGGCAGUUGGUCUUCCAGCAAUCGGUCUUACGUGAUCUACUUCCAGGCGCCCUCAGUGGGGAUGUACGAUGUGGCUGUGUCGCUGCAGCACCCGGUGGAACAACUCACCCAGGCCACCAUUCUCAUGCGUCUUGACGCCUCCCAGCCGCCGCUCGCCGUCAACGGAAGCCUUGACCUGGCCACAUCUUACACCCGCGUGGGCGACUGGGCCUACCUCACAGCCACCCUGCUUGACGUGGCCGGACAGCCGGCGCCGUCCACAGUCGGGGUCUCACUCACCGCGUUCGGUGCCUACAGCGGCGCAGCAGAUCUGCAGCUCGCACCCGCAGCUGAGGGUGUGCGGCUGUGGCGCGCACGGUAUAACUUGACAAUGCAGGAAUCCGUGACGUUUACACUGCUAGUCGCCGGCAACGUGGUUGACAGUAAGCCCCUCGAGGUGCUAGGCGUCGCACCGGAGUUUCUGGACAUUCCAAGCUCUCUCGCCGCCGCUCGCCUGUACAACGUGUUGGGUGGCACCACUGCAACCACCACUGCAACCGCAACCAGCGGGGCUAACACCACAACAAACACAUCCUCCUCCUCCUCCUCGAGUACCGCAGUUUCAUCCGCCGCUGUCUCCCCGGACUCGGCCCUCAUGGUCCCGGUGGCGCAGCAAGUGACGCUGGAGGUACCCGUGUUCACCAAGGCAGGUGCCAAGUGGCUGAGUGACCCGGGCCUCAGCGUCGUGCUGUCGCUGGUGCCGUCGGCGAUUGAAGAGGACAUUAGCAGCGAGUACGCGGCUGCAUUGCAGACCACCGUCCGUCGGCUGCUGCGCGCCACAGGUCAUGGAGGCGGCGGGUAUGGCGAUGUGGGUAGCAGUGGUCUUGUGGGUGGCAGCGAGGGUGAGGAUGAUGAGGAGGAACCGGG